AUGCGCUGGGCCCAUACUCUGCCCCUGUCCCCCUGUGCCCCUGUCCCCCUGUGCCCCUGUCCCCCUGUGCCCCUGUCCCCCUGUGCCCCUGUCCCCCUGUGCCCCUGUCCCCCUGUGCCCCUGUCCCCCUGUGCCCUUGUGCCGCCAACCCCCUGCGUGCCUGCCCCCCUGUGCCCCUGUCCCCCUGUUCCCCUCAUCACGGGGAUUCUCCCCCCUGGCCUGGGCGCUCUCACCGCCCUCAACAACCUGUGCGUGCCGCCUCGCCCUUCCCUCACCCCCGUCACCCUCCCUGCACUUUCUUUUAUGUCCCACCGAUGCUCAUUUUCCCUCAUCACCCCAGAGACAUCUCUUCUUCCUGUCCAUCCCGCCUUUGCCGUUCCCCACUUGUCGCCCCACUAUCUGUCACUGUCCGAGUGCCAUCCCCCUUUUCUCCCGUAUGACUCGCACUGCCUCUGGCUGCGCCACUGUUCUAUGGCUCACUCAGACAUCGGCAUCACCUGCGUCCUUCUUUCUCUCCCAUACGCUCUCAUCGCAUGUGUCCCUUUCUCCCUCCUUCCUUCCAUAUCCCUGUCUCCUUCACUUCCUCCCCUCCUCACUUCCUCCCCUCCUCACUUCCUCCCCUCCUCACUUCCUCCCCUCCUCACUUCCUCCCCUCCUCACUUCCUCCCCUCCUCACUUCCUCCCAUCCUAGACGAUGCUUCAUGUCUUUCUCCCCCCCUUGUUUCUCCCCCUUACCCCUUUUCUUUCAUCCCCACGUACGACUUGGCGCUGAUCAAGUGUCCCAGCUACCCACAGAACGACUGUGCCACGCAGCAGAACACUCUCAGCACCUUCUGCAAGCAGUGCAGUGGCUUCUGCUCCGGCUGCCUCUCCAAACACCCUCCCCCACCUACCUACCCUCCACCUCCACCAAUUGCACCCCCUCCUCCGCCUCCCCCUUCCCUCUCUCCUCCCCCUCCACCUCUCCCUCCCUCUCCCCCCCCUCCCUCUCCGUCUCCUCCCCCCGCGCCUCCUCCGCCCUCGCCACCCCCACCUCCUGUGCCUGAGGCGGCUGCGGGGUUGUCAGCAGGAGCGGUGGUGGGGAUAUCGGUGGCAGCAGCGGUGGCCGUGCUGGGCUGUGGCUGCUUGGGCUUUGUUCUCAUCGCCCUCUUUAGGACCAAGAAGUCACGAGGAGCAUCAACGAUGCGCACGGCCAGCAGUGCGGUGCCGCAGGUGUGCCUGCAGUACUCUCUGGAAGAGGUCACACGAGCCUCGUCCAAUGUAAACGAGAUGGCAACAAAGCACCACCCGAACCUGGUGCGGCUGCUGGGGUUCUGCAUAGACGGCGAUGCGGCAUCGGAGAACAUAGAGCAGAUCGUCAUCUACGAGUUCAUGAUCAAUGGGGACCUCUCCAAGAGGCUCAAUGCUGGUGAGGGACGCGGUGAAGGGUGGUGUGUGGUGAAGGGUGGUGUUUGUUUCGGCGUGCUGGCCCUGGAGCUGUUAACCAACCGGCACGCAGUGUUCAUGCUGGAGGGUGGGCAGCUGGUGAACGUCAAAGAGUGGACGGCCAAGAAGCUCGCAAGCAGCCGCAUUGCAGACAUCUGCGACCCGCGCAUCGCAGCCCCCGACGCCCUCGUGCGGCGCCUCGCAGAGCUCGCCAUCUCCUGCACCACCAUGCCCACCGCCUCCCGCCCCACCAUGGGCAAGGUUGCGAGCGAGCUCGAGGCGCUCAAGGACGAGUUUGUCGGGCAGGAGGUGAACCGGGCGGCGCGAAAUAUCGACGAGCAGAUUCACUCGGCGUCGCAGCUGCACCGGCCUCUGGAUGAGGAGUUGGAUAGGAUUUCUAAUAUGACUCCGAGUAGCGGGCCGGGGAGCACGAUGCGGGAAGGGAGUGGGAUCGUGCCGGUUAGUGGCAGCACGCAUGACGAGGAGCCGCUGACAGCGAACGUCUCGCAUGCUGCUGGGUGA
This is a messenger RNA of Closterium sp. NIES-65, 1947 nucleotides long. The record is from the annotation of a GenBank genome assembly. NCBI's taxonomy places the organism in Eukaryota, Viridiplantae, Streptophyta, Zygnematophyceae, Desmidiales, Closteriaceae.